AUGGUAGAUCCAUGGGCUGCAGCAACAACAGUCGUGGCGGUGAGUUUGGUCAAUCGCGAGUUCGUGGAGGCGGACAGGAGGGAAGGAGGCGUGGAUCAUCCUUUCUUCCUCUCCCUCCUGUCAUCUCCCUUGUCUCCCCACUCUUUCUCUCCCUCCUUUCCUAUUUCCAAUAUCCACAUUCCACCCCAUUCCCUAUUUUCUCUUCCUCGUACCCAACAUCCGCCGCCACUCCAUUCAGCUCUUACAACGCCUGUGCCUCUCCUCUCUAUCCUCCCCUCCUGCCUUUUAACCAGCUUCCAGCAGUUUGAUCAUACGAUCCACCAUGCCCUUCAUCUCAUCAUGCCGUUCCCUUCAUCUCAUCAUGCCAUGCCCUUCAUCUCAUCAUGCCAUGCCCUUCAUCUCAUCAUGCCAUGCCCUUCAUCUCAUCAUGCCGUUCCCUUCAUCUCAUCAUGCCAUGCCCUUCAUCUCAUCAUGCCGUUCCCUUCAACUCAUCAUGCCAUGCCCUUCAUCUCAUCAUGCCAUGCCCUUCAUCUCAUCAUGCCGUUCCCUUCAUCUCAUCAUGCCAUGCCCUUCAUCUCAUCAUGCCGUUCCCUUCAUCUCAUCAUGCCGUUCCCUUCAUCUCAUCAUGCCAUGCCCUUCAUCUCAUCAUGCCGUUCCCUUCAUCUCAUCAUGCCAUGCCCUUCAUCUCAUCAUGCCAUGCCCUUCAUCUCAUCAUGCCGUUCCCUUCAUCUCAUCAUGCCAUGCCCUUCAUCUCAUCAUGCCGUUCCCUUCAUCUCAUCAUGCCGUUCCCUUCAUCUCAUCAUGCCAUGCCCUUCAUCUCAUCAUGCCGUUCCCUUCAUCUCAUCAUGCCAUGCCCUUCAUCUCAUCAUGCCAUGUCCUUCCUCUCAUCAUGUCAUCCCUUCCUCUCAUCAUGUCAUCCCUUCAUCUCAUCAUGUCAUGCCCUUCAUCUCAUCAUGUCAUGCCCUGCAUCUCAUCGAAUGCAUGUGUUGCCUCUCUGCUGCCACGAUCAAUCAACCAACCUACAAGGAGGGGGGCAUGUGUGGAGAUGAGGGAGAAGGGACAGGAAUGGGGUGGGGUUGA
Closterium sp. Naga37s-1 is the source of this 1080-nucleotide messenger RNA. Lineage: Eukaryota; Viridiplantae; Streptophyta; Zygnematophyceae; Desmidiales; Closteriaceae. The record is from the annotation of a GenBank genome assembly.